Schistocerca gregaria is the source of this 2761-nucleotide messenger RNA. RefSeq names its product SET domain-containing protein SmydA-8-like. Gene Ontology annotation, molecular function: protein binding. Bases 512 to 2227 code for a protein of 571 amino acids. NCBI's taxonomy places the organism in Eukaryota, Metazoa, Arthropoda, Insecta, Orthoptera, Acrididae. The record is from RefSeq and is a predicted model, not a curated record. The transcript is spliced from 9 exons.
GUGGAUCGGCAGCUAGGCCAACGUGGUCCUGGCUGUGGUGAAGGAGGCCAAACCCCUUCAGUGCCCGCGCGAAUCUCUCCAGGACUGCGCCGGACGCAGGCAAAUCCCCGCCUACUGUGGAAACACCCGAGUCCGUGAAUACGGCUGCCGAGUAGACUAACUGCAGCCAGUGAAACGUCUUCUGUGCUUGCCUCACAAAAUAGUGCUUCUGGAAUAACCUGGCAAUUACGUCACACACCACCUAACGUUUUGGAUCGUGGCCUGUAUUACCGGAGGAAAACACGUACAAGAACGGUCAUGAUGAUCAACUCUUUAUAGGUGAUCGAGAUUGCCUUCAGAGGAAAUAGCUUUGGCAGCUGAUCGUUGAUGUAAUCUGGUGCCUUGUCAAGUCCAUUUCGGUGAAGGUGUACUGCUGAAAGUUAGAGCUUCGAUAGUCAGUUAAUGCAGAACGACAAAGUGAUUUCGAGGACAAAUCUUCCAGGUCAAGUUAUCCUUGAAAAUCCAAGAAAAUAUGGAGACUGUGACACAAAAUGAGAAAGAGUUACAGGAUGGUGAGGAGAAUCGUGUAGCGUUGCACUUAAAGCAUGAGAGCCUCCUUCCAGCCAAAGAACUGAAUUCGCAGACGAACAGCAACCACUUCUGCAAUGGAGAAGCUGACGACUCCGCACAGUGGAACGGUGUGGAGCCUGUGUGCGAGUGGAGCGAGGGGGAGAACCUGGAAGAGACGGAGCGGCUGCUGCGGCAGCACUCGGGGUGCGCCGGCCCCUGGCGGCUGUUCGUGUCGCCGCUGGAGGGCCGCGGGCUGGCGGCGCAGCGGCCGCUGUCCGCGGGCCACCUGCUGCUCAGGGACCCGCCGCUCGUGCUGGCGCCGCGAGCCGCCGGCAGCUGCCGGCCACUGUGCGCGCGCUGUCUGCGCACGCGCCCCGCGGACUCGCUGCACCCGUGUCCCGCCGGCUGCGGGAUGGCCGUCUGCUGCCCCACACCUGACGACUGCGCGCCGGACGGGCACCGCGGCGAGUGCCGGCUGCUGCGGGGGUGGGGCGUGCGCGACUGCGGCGGAGCGUCUGCGCGUGCGCAGCAGCAGGCCGUGCUGGCGCGUGCCUCGGCCGCCCUGCGCUGCCUCGCCCUGCCACAGGAGGCGCGCCGGCUGGUCGCUCGCCUCUACGCACACCCCCACCCGCGGCACGGCUGGGAGGUAACGGAUUUGGCAACAGAGCUGCGCAGUGCGCCAACGCCGAGCCAGCUGCGCUUCAUGCGGCGCGCCUGCGCGGUGAUGGACGCGAACGCGUUCGAGGUGAGUGCGGGCGUGCGCGGCCUCUACCCGCUGUCGGCCAUGAUGAACAACGAGUGCUCGCCCAACACGACGCACGGCUUCGACCAGAGCCACGCCAUGGUGGUGCGCGCCGCCGUCGACAUCCCGGAGGGCCGCGAGCUGACCAACUCGUACACGCCGCUGCUGUGGGGCACGCCGGCUCGACACAGGCACCUGCAGCUCACCAAGCACUUCCUCUGCCGCUGCGAGCGCUGCAGGGACCCCCAGGAGUUCGGGUCGCUGCUGUCUGCGCUGCGGUGCGGGCGCGGCGGCUGCCCAGGCGCCGUGGUGAGCGAGGAUCCGCUGGACGAGUCGUCCCCGUGGCGCUGCGGCGCUUGCGGCUGGCAGCUGGGCGCGGCCAAGGCGCGCGCCACGUCGGCAGCCCUGGGUGCCCUGCUGGCCAGGGUGGACACGGGCAGCCCCGAGGCGGUGGCCGCGCGCCUCCGCUGCCCAGCGCUGGCCCAGCUGCUGCACCCCUGCAACCAGGUCGCCGUAGAGCUCAAGAGCUGCCUCGUCUGGCACUACGGACACUCCGCCGGCUACACCUGGCGAGAGCUGUCGGACGACGACCUGUGCUGGAAAGAGACAGCGUGCGGUGAACUUCUGGCGCUGUUACGGAAGCUGCGGGCGGGCAGCACCAGGCUCACAGGUUUGCUGAUGCUGGAGCUGAGCUGCACCCUGGAAGAGAAGCUGAGGAGACAACAGGGGGAGGCCGAUGCCGUAUUACAAGCCCAGAUGGAGAGCUACCUGCAGGACGCGGCCUCUGUUUUCGCAGGCGACGUCACAGCGCCGCCUGAGCUGUGGCGCCGCAUAGCGGCCCUCGGCCGGAAGCUGCCUGCCAAUGAGUGGAGCAGCUGUCCGCUAGAGGCGCCACCAGACGGGCAGGCAACCGUGGUGUCCAACUGCUGCACCUAGCCACUACACCUUGUUGCUCACAGAAGUAGCUGCGACAGGCUACUGCGUAUUAACUGGUCGGAAAAAAAUCUUAAGUUCGAACUGUUUAGUGUUUCAGAAACACGGCGGAUUGCAGACCCCUGUCUGCCCUGUGGUGUAAGGCUGUAUGGAAUAAGGACCACACUUCUUUCACUAGAAAUUCUUAAAGUGGUCCAAGAUAUUUCUGUAUCAAUACGGAUGAUCUAAUCAUCCACAUGAGGCCGCGACCUCAUACAUGGGGGCAGAAUGAAUCACACUGAAUUCAAUCAACAAGUAAGAACACAUUGGUGUGUUAGUUUUUAGAAUACUGUCAAGGCCAUUUAUGGACUUACCAAUAGUUAGAAGACAAUAAAAGAAUUUUUUAAGCAGGGGCGCCCGCAGGAGGAGGACGAAGAUUGGGGGGGGGGGGGGAGGCGGUUAUGCAGACAGCUGCCCCUAGUGGGAAUUCAUUUAGCACAUGAAAUGAGAAAGUACCUCUAACGGCAAAAAUCCAGAUUUUUACGACAUAAAGCACCU